Molecule: messenger RNA, 7205 nt
Organism: Hemicordylus capensis (graceful crag lizard)
Lineage: Eukaryota; Metazoa; Chordata; Lepidosauria; Squamata; Cordylidae
Gene: LHX9
Product: LIM homeobox 9
Exons: 6
Coding region: 606-2096 (496 amino acids)
Biological process (GO): neuron differentiation; regulation of transcription by RNA polymerase II
Cellular component (GO): nucleus
Molecular function (GO): DNA-binding transcription factor activity, RNA polymerase II-specific; RNA polymerase II transcription regulatory region sequence-specific DNA binding
Source: RefSeq, a predicted model, not a curated record
AGAGAGAAAAGGAGAGAGAGAAAGGAAAAGGAAGGAAGGAAGGGGGGAAAGAAAAGCAGAGAGAGGGAGAGAGAGAGGGAGAAAGCAAGCAAGAAAGAAAGAAAGAGGGGGAGAGAUUUGGCAGAGAGGCUUUUUAUGGCUAGUAGCAAGGGGAACUGAAACUUUAGUGGAGAAUAAACAGCACAUUGAUGAUUCAAACUGUAGCUAUCCAGUGUAACCUGGAUUAUGUUUUCUCUGUGAAAUUAGUCUUCUCCCUCUCCCUCCCUCCCUCCCUCCUCCCUCCCCCACCCACCUUCCUCUCUCCUUUCUCUUCCCUGCCUCCCUUCACCUCUUCUCACACCGUGCCGCCGCAGCAGCACUCCUAGGCGGGCUUCGCAGGCCAAAAGGGCGGGCUGAUCUUUCUGUGGGUCUCCUGGUCCUUGAACCUCAUCCGCAGGAUCCACGCGUAUCCAGGAUAAAGUUACUCCCAUGGGUGGCUUUUUUGCCUCUCGGGUCGCCUUUCGAAAGAGCUUCCUGUGCGUCCUACGAUGACCACAGCGUCACCUAGAGGGAGAAACAGGUCGGUAGGGAGUUUCCUCGGGGCGGAGCACAGACCCAAGUGAAGAAUGCUUUGCUGGGUCAGCCCAGGCCCAGCUUUAGACGAGCAUUCCGUUUCCAGCGGUGGCCAGCCAGGGGUCUCCGGGUUUUCCAAGCAGGGCCUGGAGGAAGGAGCCCGGUCCUUGCGCGCAAGGCGGGGGGCACCCCCCAACAAGACCAGCCUCGCUCGCCGCCCCGCUGCCUCGCCUUCCCCCGGAGCCAAGAAGCCUGGUCUGCGGGCUCUCCGCGUCGCCAGGCGAGUCGGAUGCUCUAACCCAAGACUCUGGGGCCUGUAUAUGGAAAUAGUGGGGUGCCGAGUCGAAGGAAACGCGUGUCCCUUCCGUCCCCCAGCCAUGCUUUUCCACGGCAUCUCCGGAGGCCACAUCCAGGGGAUCAUGGAGGAGAUGGAGAGGAGGUCCAAGACCGAGUCCCGGCUGGCCAAAGCGGGGCAGAUGAACGGCCGCGAAGCGAACAUGCCCCCAUUGAGCCCCGAGAAGCCUGCCCUGUGUGCCGGGUGUGGAGGCAAGAUCUCCGACAGAUAUUACCUUCUGGCUGUCGACAAGCAAUGGCACCUCCGGUGUCUUAAGUGCUGUGAAUGUAAACUCGCUUUGGAGUCAGAACUUACCUGCUUUGCCAAGGACGGCAGCAUUUACUGCAAGGAGGAUUAUUACAGGUUCUCCGUGCAGCGCUGUGCCCGCUGCCACCUGGGCAUCUCGGCCUCGGAGAUGGUGAUGCGGGCCCGGGACUCGGUCUACCACCUGAGCUGCUUCACCUGCACCACGUGCAACAAGACGCUGACGACGGGCGACCACUUCGGCAUGAAGGACAGCGUGGUCUACUGCCGGGCGCACUUCGAGAGCCUCCUGCAGGGCGCCGCCGCCGCCGCCGCCGCCGAUCCGGCCUCCUACCCGCCGCCGCAGCUGAGCUACACCGAGCUGGCGGCCAAGGGCGGCGGCCUGGCGCUGCCUUACUUCAACGGCACCGGCACGGUGCAGAAAGGGCGGCCGCGCAAGAGGAAGAGCCCGGCCCUGGGCGUCGACCUCGUCGCUUACAACUCAGGUUGUAAUGAGAAUGAGGCAGACCACCUGGACAGAGACCAGCAGCCUUACCCCCCAUCUCAAAAGACCAAACGCAUGCGCACUUCUUUUAAACACCACCAGCUCCGUACCAUGAAGUCCUACUUUGCCAUUAAUCACAACCCAGAUGCCAAGGACCUCAAGCAGCUUGCCCAGAAAACAGGCCUCACCAAGAGAGUUCUGCAGGUUUGGUUCCAAAACGCAAGAGCCAAAUUCAGAAGGAACCUUUUGCGGCAGGAGAAUGGGGGUGUUGAUAAAGCUGAUGGCACGUCACUUCCGGCACCGCCCUCAGCAGACAGCGGCGCUCUCACUCCACCCGGCACUGCGACCACUUUAACAGACCUGACCAAUCCCACUAUCACUGUAGUGUCAUCAGUGACCUCUAACUUGGACAGCCACGAUUCCGGGAGCCCCUCACAAACUACCUUAACAAAUCUUUUCUAACAUUUGACUUAAAAAAAAAAGAAUUUACUCUUUUCUUCUUCUUCUUUCUCCAUUAUUAUUAUUAUAUUAUUAUUAUUAUAAUUAUAUUAUUAUUAAUAAUAUUAUUUGCAAGACUUUAAAAAAAAAACCCACAAAAUAUUUGGGAAAAACCAGCUUUGUGUGUAGCAUCCGCAGCCACUUGGCAAAUGAGUUUGCAGUAAUUUAAUUUUAUUAUAAAGCUACAUACUCUGUCUAUAAAUUGUGUUCCGAUUUUUUUAAAAUAGCCUAAUUAAAGGGGAAGUUUUGAAUCAUUAUAUUAAGUGCCUCUUAAAAUUGUAUGUUCCUUAUUUCCAGAAUCUGGGGUGGGGUGGUGGUUGAAUUGUUACCAUGGAAACUGGAGAAUUGUGUUUCUAAACAAAGCCACAGGUUGUUAUCCUCAAACCAUUGGCACCUUAAUCUUAAAUAUCAUACAUUUGCAAGCAGGUCCCACUGAGCAGGAUUGGCUAAAACAUUUUGGUGCCUGAGGUGGAAAAUCCAAUGCUGUCCACCCAGGAGGUUUAAAAAACAAGGAGACAACAGUUUGGCACCCAAAAAGUCUACUGAGGCCUCCUUCAACCACAUGACAGGAAUGGCCCUGCUAUUGGGAUCAGUGGAACUUAUUUCUAUGUCAAUUGACGAGGCUAGCAGUCUAAAACUGGCAGUUAUACCCCUGCUUUCAUUUGUAGAAGUGCAUUUGUGUCACUCCUGUGAGGAAAAAUGUGAUGCCAGAAGUACAUACUCUAUUUGCUUUGCAAGUCAGGAUGGUAUGUGUGAUUGCUUGCCUUGUGUUUGUCACAUUUUUUCUUUUGCCCCUGAUGGCUCCUUCCUCUUGGAAAAUCCAUUUUGUGGCUCAUUUGCUGUUGCCAGAACCUACCAGGUUUGUGGUGGUUUGCACUGGCAUGAUAAACUGGCCGCUGCUUCUUGAGGCGAUAAGACAUGUGACACAUGUGCUAUUUAUGAGGAGCUAUCACAGGUUGAAAGGAAAAGCAGCCAUCACAAAUUCAGGUAUUCCCAAUCAGGGUGGAUACAGAGGACCAUUGACUUGGAACUAUAAGAACCAAGGGAUGGCUUUUGCACUUUGAGAACAUUUACAUCAUCAUCCCAAGCAGUAAGGAGGAUUUUACCAUACAUUUGAAUCUGAUGUGCAGCCAAGUGUUGUCUUUAUCCAUUCUCAGAUAUGGGAAUAUUGAGAAUCCUGGAAAUUUGACUCACAAGUAGGCAUGAACCCCUUCAGAUAUAAUAAUUUACAUUUUAUAAAUGAAGUGUGUGGGUGGUCUGUGUGAGAACAUCAUGCAGUCCGAUGUGGCCUUACUUGGGCAUAAAACAAUUCUCUCCUGUGGCCGGACCCAGACUAAUUUCUUUCAGGAUAACAGGUUCUGGCCAUUUUGAAUCAAUGCCAGGAUUCCACUACUGAAAUACUGUAUAGGAGUUAAGUGAUCUUCAAACUCCUAAUCCUCAUUUUAUUGUUAGGACAUUUUAACCUCCCAUUUUUAUUUUUAUGCAUACACAAAAGAGUGGUAGAAUUUUUACACGUGUAAAAUCAGUAGCUGAUUUCAGUAGUAAAUGUCAGUAGCCAAUGUCCUGACUAAUAUUGUGCAUGUGUUUCUAACAAAGCACACAGUUCCAUGACACAAAAAUUUCAAAAGACCCAAUUCAACAUUAGUAGUGACACCACACUUAAAGGUACCUCCUCACUUCCAAAGAGCAGACGCUCUUGUGCGAGAAUGCAGUGAUUUUCACCCCAGUUCCUUUUUGCAAGAACUGCUCUUUGACCCACAGAAACAUGUCCCUGAGGACUGCAUGAUCCUCAGGGAUGUGUUUCUGAUGUCAAAGAAUGCUUCUGGAGUAAAGAGUGAGUGGCAAAAAUCACCACACUUUUGCACAAGAGUGCCCAUGCUUCAGAAGCAGGGAGGCUAAUGUUGCACACAUGCUUUAGUUAGAAGUACAUGUGUAGUGUACAAAUGUUGACCAGUGUGUUUGACACAGUGGUUUGCCGUUAUCAGGCCUAAUUUGCAUGGGAGAAGAGAACAGAUUGUUGAAAUGUUCCCUGAGUGUGUGGUCUCCAUAUCCAAGGGAUUGGUGCAGCACUUCUUCACAGAUGAACAGAUUUGCUGUGUGAAUUCCCACAGACUUCAGAGGACAUAUGUCUGUUCUAGCACAGGGAUGAUCAACUGGUGGCCAAAAGCUGGAUUGGCCUUAGCUGGCCCUAUCAAAUUUUAAACCAAGCCCUCGUGGAAAGUUUCCCUUAGCAGGAAAUGGCAAUCUAGUUUUCAAGGGUUGUAGAUGGAGAAAAAGGCCAAUUAUAUCACUCUUUGGGAUUUGUAUGUAAUUCACCAACUAUGUUCAAACAUGUUUGGUCCAGAAUUUAUUAAAGAAGUUGACUACUUGUAAAAAGGUCAGUUUGCUUUACUUCUGGCCUGCAAUUCGGAAAACAGAGCAGCCCCAAACAAUAUAAAAGUUGGCCAUCCCUGCUAUAGGACAUCAAUUUUAAACCCAAACUCAAGUAAGCAAAUGAUGGGUUCCAGCCACAGUCAUGUUACUUCACUAAUCUUCAGUAGAAUUAACUCAACAAGAACUGGGCAUGAUCCAUAAUAACAACAAAGUGUUGGGAAUGGCUCACAUAAAUAUAGGGAUACUCUUGCAGCUCUAUAAUAAAAUCAAGUGCUUGCAUCCCAUUGAUUUCAGUGGGAGAGUUAAACACAUACUUCUCUCUCCCCAUUGAGGUAAACGGUUUCAAAGACUAGAUCUUAACCAAUGUGUUUAGAAUUGGAGUGUUGCUGAACAGGGCUUUCAUCAGUUCAGAUCAGUUGGAUGACAGUAUUGUUCAGAACUGGGCCCCAGUACUACCGGUAUGAAAUGUUCCAUUGAAAUGAAUGGGGCUACUCUGGAAGAAGCAGCUUGUGGACUGAAGCUAAAAAAUUAUGAUCAAAUUAUUGAAGUCUUUCUGGUUUUGUGUUUUGUUUUUCAUUAAGAGCACAACCCAGCAAGAUUGAAACAGUUUAAAUCCCAAUGGGGCUGGCUGAGCAAACAAACAAAAUUAUAUUCUUCUUUUAAAAACUACCAACACAAUUCUGGCUUUAAAACACGAGUGUUCAUGUCGACCAUUACGGUAGCUCUUGAAAUUUUAAAUGCAUUCCAGAGGAGAUGGAAAUAAGAAAAAUAUAAUUUCUUAAGAUGUUUAGAACCUGCUUCCCAUAUCUCUUAUUCCUUCCUGUUUUGAGCAUACAUCUGCUUGGUCUGUGAAAUGGUGUCGGCCAUUUUAAUGCAUUAACUUCACAAGGCAAAUCCAGCAAAACUGUUGUGAUGAAGGCUGCAGCCAUAUGCACGCUUACUUGGGAGCAAGCCCAGUUGGCUUCCAAAUAAGCAUGCGUUAGACUGGGUUACCACUUCCAUUAACAUAUAAGGGAUGUUGGCUAAUCCUAUUAGUCCUAUUCUAUUGCUUUCAGUGGGAUGAGAGUCAUGACAAACUUUGUUGGAUUGUGCCUUUUUCAAAAAAAUGUAAUUCUCAUAUAUAUGAUUUUAUGUGUGUGUGUGUGUAUUUAAAUAAGUACACAGACAUGCUGGCUACAAUCCAACACAGAGGUAAGCAUGCUAAAGCCCAUUGAAAUAAAAGGACUUAAGCACAUUUAAUUCUGCAUUUGAUUGUGGCUGCCUCAAUCUGUCUGUCUUGCUCUCUUUUUAAUUGCUAAAAAGAGAAAAUGAAUUAGAAAAGGAAAUUUUAUUAAAUUGGGAGUUUAAAGCUGGAAAUCUUUGAAGCUGCUAAACUCGGAAGCCUUGUGGAUGCAUUGCUGAUUGAAAUACCUUUCCUAGUUUACACUUGCGAGUGUUUGAUUUUUUUUUUUAAUUUAAGCUAAAAGUCUGAAUGGUCUGGGCAGUGGUGAAUGUUCAUUUGUAUCCUUUCUUCUGUUAAAAUACUAAUUAGCUAUGGGAGACCCUCCAAAACCAAAAUAAGAAGGGAAAAAAAAAGGUCAAGAUCUUGGUUUGGGGUGGAUUGUUGAGAAUAACUUUUUGCACAAAUACUUUGUAUUUUAGGCCCUCCCCUUCACUUCCCCUAAAUCAAAUCUCUCUCUCUCUCUCUCUCUCUCUCUCUCUCUCUCUCUCUCUCUCUCUCAAUUUUAUUUUUGGUACUCGAAGCAACUAUUUGAAAGGAAUUUCUUCUUUUUGUUGUUGUCUCUACUAAUGUGUGGAUACAUAGUGACGGUUCACUGCCCACAUUAAAGUGCAUUAUUGUAACUUUUGCUCAGGGUUUUUAGAAAAUUAGCACAGAAAAGUAGCUUAUUUUUAAAAAAAACAUGGAAGAGAUGUUAACACUGUAACAGAGGAAAAUGUGUCUUUGUCAUUAUAUAUUUAGCAAGUGUGGUCAUCAUCUUCUAGAGUGCUUAAGGCUGCUGACCUUAAAGCACAUUUAGAUGGAAGUAAGUUCAAUUGAUGUGAAUGGAAUUUACUUCCAAGUUGAUACAUUUAGGAUUGAGGUGCCAACCUUGGAUGUUUCCUGCUUCUAUUACCUUAUGGGCAUUUACCACUAACCAGACCAAACAACCUUGGAAAGGCUGAGCUCUUUAUUAAUACACUUUUACAGGUACAAAAAUAUUGAUACUUAUAAAUUUUGUUCUUUGACAGAACAACUAUAUGGUACUAUAGAUCUACUUUAUUAAGUAGACUAAUUAUAACUCAGUUCUACAAUGUGCCUUAUGCUAUAACUUGGGAGUAAGCUUGUGGAAAAAAAUCAGGAUACAUAUGUGUUGUUUGUUAAAUUAACUGUUUUAAGCCCUUUUGACACCUCACUAGUUUUGUACUGUUUUACCUCUUAUUUCUGAAACUCUUUUUAUGGUGUAUCCUGGUAGAGGGGGACAGACAUGUCAUAGAAAGCAGUUGUGCACUCUUUCGGAUAUAGUUGAUAAAUUCAAUAAUCUUAUAUAUUGAGCUUCGUGUUUAUAGUACAGUUAAGUGGUCUAGCAAACUUGUCCAUGUUUCUUUGUUUUAUUGAGAAAUGCAUUGUAUAGAAACUAUUUCCCCUAAAUAUUUAUGGACCAAACAAUUGUGAUAUAUCCUAUUAAAUUUGUGUGAAUAAACCAUUUUGAAUUGAAGGAG